GAAAAACGUAAGAAACCAUCUUUAAUAGGAAUUCACAAAAUUCCGAAACUUGCUUCUUUGGCUUUAUCUCCUCUGACUUCAGAUAUUAAUACUCAAGAAAAAAUUCAACCAACUUUACCAGAAAAAAAGGAUGAAUAA
Messenger RNA from Funneliformis geosporum, 138 nucleotides. The record is from the annotation of a GenBank genome assembly. Lineage: Eukaryota; Fungi; Glomeromycota; Glomeromycetes; Glomerales; Glomeraceae.